UAGGAGCGAUCCCACAAAUGGGCAAUGCAAGUAUUGUACGAUGGUCGGACAUUUUGUGCGAGCGUGUCCAAGACUUAACCAUGAUAUCAUGCACAAGAGGUGCUCCAAAACGUUACGAGGAGAGAUCAUAGGCCCCCGAGGAGAGAAAGUGAAUUGGAACUCCUUGGGUGGGAUGCAUCCACCCGUAAUCGCACUUAACAACCUCGACGUCGCCACAGUAGAGGCCCAGCCCAUGGAGGAACUCGCCUGGGAACAAACGCGAGGACGCGGACCGCAGGCCAAUUUUAUUUUAAAGAAUGACGGGCGAGAUAGGGUGAACGUGACCACCAAGCAGCGAACAACAGAAAAGAAGGUCGUACAGGACGCCGUCAUGGAAGAUGUUGGGGAUAGCCCGGGGAUGCUACAAGAAGUUGAGGCACAGGAGCAAGAGAAAGUUUAUGGGAAACCUAGAGAGGAGGCUUCGGUAGACAAAGCUGCCACGGCCAGAAAGAAAUUCCGGUAUCAGAUCCCCAUCCUAACUAUGCCCGAGAUCGAUGACACCCUUAGCAAGUUGUUAGGGACCAUGGUGUCGGUCUCUUUUCAAACCAUGUUGCAGGCAAGUCCUAGGCUUCUGAAAGGCCUUAGACAGUUGAUGACGAGGCGAAGAGUAGAGGUAGAAGAAGGGUCGGAACGGCAGGAGGAAGAGAAGGAAGAGGAAGCGCCGCGAGAAGUCGCCAACCUCCAAAGGACCCUCGGGGACCUGGAAGAGCUAGAGAAGGUCUUCGUAGAUAUCCGGCUAAGCCUGCCAGACCGUGAAGGUGGCGAAGUUAUGAGAGCACCACCAAGAACAAAACUUAGCUUCCACACACUACCGGUGGGUAAGCUGAAAGUCCAGAUCGGAAGCCACCACACCAAUGCGCUCGUAGAUGGAGGGGCUGAAAUAACACUCAUUAGAAAAAACUUUGCAAAGAUUAUAAGAUGUCCAGUAAACAAAGAGACAACGGGAAGCGUCCAUGGGGCAGGCGGAGAAAUUCCCUUCUCCGAGUAUGUUACUAAGUGGGCAGUCAAGGCCGGGGUUAGGGAGUCCAUUUGGUCGUUCCAACGGAUGACUGUCAUGGACGAAAUGGACCAUGACAUAAUCCUUGGGAGACCUUGGUGUACGAAUGUAGAGAUGAUCAGAAUGCACCUGCAUGAUGGAACAUACAUGAUAGACAUAGAAGACCCGGUGACGAGAUGUGGUGAGCUACUCCGUGUCAUCGGAAUAGGCGGUGACACAGCAAAGGAGAAACUAGCGACAUGAUCGCCAUCGUUCGAAGAAAGUGCCAGAAAGGGGGCGUUCACAUGAAUGAAAGAAAUAAGGGAAA
Messenger RNA from Chara braunii, 1343 nucleotides. The record is from the annotation of a GenBank genome assembly. Lineage: Eukaryota; Viridiplantae; Streptophyta; Charophyceae; Charales; Characeae.